Messenger RNA from Malania oleifera, 5950 nucleotides. RefSeq lists its product as uncharacterized. Gene Ontology annotation, cellular component: nucleus. Gene Ontology annotation, molecular function: protein binding. Lineage: Eukaryota; Viridiplantae; Streptophyta; Magnoliopsida; Santalales; Ximeniaceae. The transcript has 25 exons. Gene Ontology annotation, biological process: cytoskeleton organization; regulation of cell shape; regulation of transcription by RNA polymerase II. The record is from RefSeq and is a predicted model, not a curated record. Bases 390 to 5672 code for a protein of 1760 amino acids.
GAGGGAGGAGUGGGCAUAAAGAUUUAAAACGCUUCUUCGACCUCUCUCUCUCUCUCUCUGAAAAAUCGCAGUAGAAAGGCGAAGAGGAACAGGGAGCUCCCUCCAACAAUCUAAAUUUUCAUCUCUUUCGCGCUCUGAAAUCGUUAUUUUCUCGUGUGUUUUCUCAUUUCAAGGCUUCUAACUGUCAUCAACCUUCUCUCGAUCCCCAUUAGUUAUUUUCUCUCAAUCGGCGAAGUUUCGUCUCCAAACCAACUCCGUCGAUUUCGAGAGGAAUGCAUUAUGGAAUUUGGCGGACGAGGGUUUGGGCAGCGUAGAAGGGAAUUUCGGGUUUCUGGUUCUUUCCCAACUGGUUAAAUUCUUCGGAACAGUUUAAGAGCUUUACUCGGAAUAUGGCUCUCCGGAAAUAUGCUCCUUCCUGUGACACACCUUCUGUCAGUAUGAAACCUCUGAGUUUCUCCAGCAAGGUUCAGGAGAAAGCUCAACUUGUGGAUCCAGAUACAAGCCCCAUUGCAGAGGCUGAUGUGGAUAUUGAUCUUAGAGAAGUUUAUUUUUUGAUUAUGCAUUUCUUAUCAGCUGGACCAUGUCACAGAACUUAUGGACAGUUCUGGAAUGAACUUCUUGAACAUCAACUUUUACCUAGAAGAUAUCAUGCUUGGUAUUCAAGGAAUGGGGUGCGUAGUGGGGAUGAAAAUGAUGAUGGUCUGUCUUUCCCGUUAAGUUACAAUAAGUUGGUGGAAAGGCAUCCUCAUAUUGGAAAGGAUCACUUGAUAAAGCUUCUAAAGCAAUUGAUAUUGAGAACAGCCCCUCCAUCACAAGGCAGGGUUCGUGCGCAUCCUCCAAAUGCAUCCGAUGUUCCUACACUUUUGGGAGCUGGUUCAUUUUCUCUCCUGGAUCGUGAGAAGAAUAAGGGGAAAAAUGAAGUCAAACCGCCCCCAGUUUACAUGCGUUGGCCUCAUAUGAAAGCUGAUCAGGUGCAUGGGUUGAGCUUGAGGGAAAUUGGGGGUGGUUUCACCAGACACCACCGUGCACCAUCAAUACGGGCGGCAUGCUAUGCUAUUGCAAAACCAUCUACUAUGGUGCAAAAGAUGCAAAAUAUUAAGAAGCUACGAGGACACAGGAAUGCUGUCUAUUGUGCCAUAUUUGAUCGCUCAGGGAGAUAUGUUAUUACUGGUUCAGAUGACCGCCUUGUGAAAAUCUGGUCAAUGGAAACUGCAUAUUGCUUGGCCAGCUGUCGUGGGCAUGAAGGUGACAUUACGGACUUGGCUGUAAGCUCCAAUAAUACUUUGGUGGCAUCCUCUUCAAAUGACUGUAUUAUUCGUGUUUGGCGUUUGCCAGACGGCCUUCCUAUUUCAGUUUUGCGUGGACAUGGUGGUGCUGUUACUGCUAUAGCAUUUAGUCCCAGGCCAAGUGCAGUAUACCAGCUUCUAUCAUCAUCUGAUGAUGGAACGUGUAGGAUCUGGGAUGCCCGAUACUCCCAGUUUGCUCCACGGAUAUAUGUUCCAAAGCCUUCAGAUUCUGUCGCUGGAAAGAGCACUGGUCCAUCUACAAGUGCUGGUCCGCAGAACUGCCAAAUAUUCUGUUGUGCAUUUAAUGCCAAUGGGACUGUAUUUGUCACUGGCAGCUCAGACACUCUUGCGAGGGUGUGGAGUGCUUGCAAAUCAAGCACAGAAGAGUCAGAGCAACCAAAUCAUGAGAUGGAUGUGUUAUCUGGCCAUGAGAAUGAUGUCAAUUAUGUGCAAUUCAGUGGUUGUGCUGUGACAUCUAGGUUUUCCAUAACUGAUGCCUCAAAGGAAGAUAAUCUUCCAAAAUUUAAGAAUUCCUGGUUUACUCAUGACAACAUAGUUACCUGUUCUCGUGAUGGUAGUGCUAUUAUUUGGAUUCCGAAAUCACGUAGAUCACACGGAAAAGUUGGACGUUGGACGCGAGCAUAUCACCUGAAAGUCCCACCUCCACCAAUGCCUACUCAACCUCGACGUGGAGGUCCGCGCCAGCGAAUUCUUCCAACUCCGCGUGGUGUUAAUAUGAUUGUGUGGAGCCUUGACAAUCGCUUUGUCCUUGCUGCUCUCAUGGAUUGCAGAAUAUGUGUUUGGAAUGCCGUUGAUGGUAACCUGGUACAUUCGUUGACUGGUCAUAGUGAAUCUACAUAUGUUCUGGAUGUUCAUCCUUUCAACCCUCGGAUAGCAAUGAGUGCUGGAUAUGAUGGGAAAACUAUAGUUUGGGAUAUCUGGGAAGGCACACCAAUCCGGAUAUAUGAAAUUGGACGUUUCAAGCUAGUUGAUGGAAAGUUUUCAUCGGAUGGGACAUCAAUUAUACUUUCGGAUGAUGUUGGUCAGCUUUAUAUAUUAAGCACUGGCCAAGGCGAGUCCCAAAAUGAUGCUAAAUAUGAUCAGUUCUUCCUUGGUGAUUAUCGCCCCCUUAUUCAAGAUACAAAUGGAAAUGCUCUUGACCAGGAAACCCAGCUUGCACCAUAUCGAAGGAACAUGCAAGAUCUCCUCUGUGAUUCAGGCAUGAUCCCGUACCCAGAACCUUAUCAGACCAUGUACCAGCAACGGAGAUUAGGGGCCCUGGGUAAUGGAAUCGAGUGGCGCCCUCCUUCUGUACGCUUUGCUGUUGGGACAGACAUCACUCUUGACCAAGAUUAUCACAUGCCGCCUUUGGCGGACUUGGAUAUAUUGUUGGAUCCAAUACCAGAGUUUAUAGAUGCUAUGGAUUGGGAACCAGAAAUUGAAGUGCAAACUGACGAUACAGAUUCUGAGUACAAUGUGACUGAGGAGUAUUCUACUGGUGGAGAUCAAGGAAGCUUAAGCUGCAAUUCCUCGGGUGACCCAGAGUGCAGUGAAGAAGACAGCGAGAUUGAGAAGAGUCAUAAAGAUGGCCUCCGUAGAUCAAAAAGGAAAAAACUGAAAGCUGAAAAUGAGAUCAUGACUUCUUCUGGGAGGCGUAUUAAGAGGAGGAAUUUGGACGAGUGUGAUGGCAAUUCAGUUAGAAGUACAAGAACUAAGAAAUCAAGAAAUGGGCGGAAAGUUUCACGGCGGAAGUCUUCUGCAUCUAAGUCAUUGAGACCUCAAAGAGCAGCUGCACGCAAUGCUCUCACCCUGUUUUCUAGAAUCACAGGAACAUCUACAGAUGGAGAAGAUGAAGAUGGCUCAGAAGGUGAUUUAUCAGACAGUGAAUCUUCGCUGCAAGAGUCAAACAUUGGGAGUGAUGAGUCUGAUAGAUUUCUACGAAACGAGCAAUUCAAGCAUACCAAAGGCAAGGAAGUAUCAUUGGAUGAGUCUGAGGAUGUGUUCAAACCUAAUGAAUGCCCUGCAUCUCAUGUGAAUGCUGGAAGCAGGAGGAGAUUGGUCCUCAAAUUUCCAAUUCGUGAUUUGAAAAAGCAUGUGCCGCUAGAGAGCACAAUGCUCAAUUGUAACAAUCAGGUCGACGUGGCAGGCUCAUCAUCUAAAGCUCCAGAGGAAGUCGCUGAAGUGCAAAGGAACUCUUUAAGCUUGGAGGAUCCAGAAUUCCUUGCUGCUGAUGCAAAUGGUGGUAGAAUUGAAAGAAGUGAGAAAGGGCAAUAUGAUAGGGUUGAAGAUCCUUUAAACCUAUCUGAAGGAUACAAGGAUGGGAAAAUCAGGUGGGGAGGGGCCAGGGCCCGCACGUCCAAACGUUUGAGAUUGGGGGAAGCUAUGUCAUCAGGUGCCUGUGUUGGAUCUAGCACACGCCUUGAUGGUCUUGUUGAGGUCGAGAAUAAUGGUAAUGUAUGUCUUAAAACUGAGCUUGGUACAGUUUCCAUGCAUUCCGAAAUCCAAUAUAAUGAAGAUAACAUGUACAAAAAGGAUCAUGUAGAAGUGCGGCAUUAUGAAGAAAAUACCUCUGAGGGAUUUGAUGCUGCAAUAAAUGGUGAAGAGAACUUUGCUUCAAAAGAAUGCCAGGAUCAUGACAAAUCUCCUAUACAGUUGCAGACAGGUGCCAAUGAGACAAAUCUGGCUUCUGUCAACUAUAAUAGUGUUUCUGAGCACCCUCCUGAAGUAAAAGAGAACCCCAUGUCCAUCCCAACAAAGUUGAGGAUAAAAUCAAGAAAGAUUUCAAAGGAAGCUGGGAGUCCUUCCAGGAUGAAAAUUAAUUCUUCAGUGGAAGAUUGGAGGAAUGGUGGAUGCGAUACAUUAUCUGGAAGUCCUGCUGAAAUGGAGCAGAACCUAAUUUCUGAAGUGCCUGAUGGAUAUGCUGGCAUCAGCAGACCCAAUUCUGGUCUUGGAAUUCAGAAUGGAUUGCAAAAUCCGGAGGCUCAGAUGGUUAAUAGUCCAGAGUGUGUAAUGCAUGAUCCCAAAGAUCUAGAUUCACAUUUAAAUGGUAAGAUGUACAAUGCUGUAUAUAGAAGGUCAAAGACCCAUAGGACCAGAACUAAUCUAGAAGAGGACAGUGGUGGCUUCGAAGAAAGUAGUUUAAAUGCAAGCAACCAUAAUCUCAAUGGAGGAAUAAACUUCUGUAAUACGGCAACUGAUGGGGCUCGCAGGACCCGUUCAGCGCUUAAAACCACUAUACGUGACCCAAGUGUUCUGAGCAGUAAUCUGAAGCUGGAGGGCCAUGGGUCAGCAGAUAUGUCAAGAAGUGUCGAGAAAUUUUCAAUCAAUAGGUGUGAUCAACUCCCCGGUGAAGAGUGGAGAUCAAAUUCAGUCAUCACAUCUGGAUUAAGGUCCACGAGAAAUAGGAGAGGCAGUUAUUGUAUUCGUGACCCUAGUCCACCAGAUAGAAAGAAGUCACAUCAGUCCGCAAGAAAGUUGUCAUGGUUGAUGUUAUCGAUGCACGAGGAAGGCUCUCGAUAUAUUCCCCAGAAGGGGGACGAAGUUGUAUAUUUGAGACAGGGUCAUCAAGAGUAUCUAAGUUUUAGUCGCUCAUCAGAGGUAGGCCCUUGGAGGUCAAUGAAGGAAAACGUACAGGCUGUGGAAUUUUGUAAAGUUGAAGGCCUUGAGUAUUCCACACUUCCAGGGUCUGGGGAGAGCUGCUGUAAAAUGACACUUCAAUUCAUAGAUCCUACUUCUAGUGUGUUCCAUAGAACUUUCAAGCUUACUCUGCCAGAGGUGACUAGUUUCCCAGACUUUCUUGUGGAAAGAACUCGAUACGAUGCUGCUAUCCAGAGGAAUUGGAGAUUCAGGGAUAGAUGCCAAGUGUGGUGGAAGAAUGAGGGUGAGGAAGAUGGCAGUUGGUGGGAUGGCCGAAUCCUGGCUGUGAAUCACAAGUCUCCGGAGUUUCCUGACAGCCCGUGGGAAAGAUAUGUUAUUCAGUACAAGAGUGAUCCAACAGAAACACAUCGACAUAGUCCUUGGGAACUUUUUGACUCUGAUACUCUGUGGGAGCCACCACGUAUUGAUGACGAUAGCAGAAAUAAGCUGCUGGUUUCUUUUUCCAAAAUAGAACGAUCAGGGUAUAAAGUUCAGGAUUACUAUGGGGUUCAAAAAUUGAAACAAGUUUCACAGAAGUCAAAUUUCCUGAACAGGUUUCCAGUUCCCUUGUCUCUAGAAGUGAUCCAGUUAAGGUUAGAGAACUACUACUACCGAAGUUUGGAGGCGGUGAAGCAUGAUGUGGAAGUGAUGCUGGCAAAUGCUGAAUUAUACUUUGGGAAAAAUGCAGAGCUUUCAGCGAAAAUGAGACGCCUAUCAGAAUGGUUCACACGAACACUGUCAUCUUUAUAGGUCUUUUAGAUACAGUUUUGUAGAAAAAUCAUUUAGUUAUGAGGUUGAAGCAAGUCCAUCGGUUUUCCUGUAGAUAUUUUUUUUUCAGUUAUUGAAGAGUUUUUUUUUUUUUUCAUUUACCUCCCAUUUAUCCAAUUUUGGUAAUUGGUUAAUCUUUUGGGGAUUCUUUUUAGAGGGCUAGGGAGAAAUCUUCCGCCAGAAAAUUCAUUUGUGUAUAGACAGAACACUUGAAAACAUUAUCAUUUAAUAAUUGAUAAAAGAAAAGGUUGACAUUUUGA